This is a messenger RNA of Drosophila guanche, 598 nucleotides long. RefSeq lists its product as uncharacterized. The transcript is spliced from 2 exons. The record is from RefSeq and is a predicted model, not a curated record. NCBI's taxonomy places the organism in Eukaryota, Metazoa, Arthropoda, Insecta, Diptera, Drosophilidae. The coding region runs from base 117 to 497 and encodes 126 amino acids.
CAACUUCACCCAGAGCCAGGUGUUCCAGUUUCAGUUUCGGUUCAAGUGUUGCUCCGUGCCUAAUCCUCAGCCAAGUUCCAAAUUCGAAUCAAAAUCCGAAUCAAUCCAUCAUCAUCAUGUUGACUGCCUGCCAAGUUGCCUGCUUCGUUGGAUGCCUCGCUCUGGUAUUAAGCUGUGUCCAGGCGCAGUUUUAUUACAAUCAGGCAUUGGGUUUGCCUGCAACACACUCGUUUGAGCCGGCCAAUCCGUAUCAGGGCUAUGCCACAGCCGAUGCACAUCCCUCGGUGGUGCGCAAUGCGCAAUGGGAAUCGGAGCUGCCUGCCGAGCUGUCGAAGAGUGCGCGAUUCUACAAUGAUCCAGUCAUCGCAGCCAAUCUGGCCAAGGCGUCGCUUCUCACCACAAGGGAAAUGGCGGUGGUGCAUCGCGAGGCGGAGAAAAUUCCACGGGAUCAGGUCUAUAAACUAUUCAAGAAUGCUGGCUAUCUGAGUCGCAGAUAAAUAGACUCUGCUGCGAUGAAUGGAGUUCCGUUUCCCACGUGCCUUGUUGUAUUUUAGUUUAUAAAUUGUUAAUAUAUUGUACAUACACACAGAUUAAACAU